GGGGCGCGCCGUACACGUUUGGUUCAAGGCUGCUGCGGAUAAAUGGCCGGGAGUAGGAGGAAACGCGAUGCCGGCUUCUCUCGUGGGGGCGGAUGUGCGUCUGAAGCCACACGGGGACCGGGGGCGCCCUUCGUUUUUGCCUCACCUUCCGCACCCCCCAGGGCUGGAGAAGGACGCAUCGCUCUUCGUCUUCGCCACCUUCCACUGUUUGCUGGAGCAGCCUGGGUCCCCGCCGAGAGCCAGGUGAAAUUUAACUGCCAUCUGUGUUUCUGACACUGUUUUCAUAAUGGAGUUUCCUGAUUUGGGGAAGCAUUGUUCAGAAAAAACUUGCAAGCAGCUAGAUUUUCUUCCACUAAAAUGUGAUGCAUGUAAACAAGAUUUCUGUAAAGAUCAUUUUACAUAUGCUGCACAUAAGUGUCCCUUUGCAUUCAAGAAGGAUGUUCAGGUCCCAGUAUGCCCACUUUGUAACACCCCCAUCCCAAUAAAAAAGGGAGAGAUACCAGAUGUGGUCGUUGGUGAGCACAUUGACAGAGAUUGUAACUACCAUCCUGGGAAGAAUAAGGAGAAGAUUUUUACAUACCGAUGCUCAAAAGAGGGAUGCAAGAAGAAAGAGAUGCUGCAGGUGGCUUGUGCCCAGUGUUGUGGCAACUUCUGUAUUCAGCAUAGACACCCUCUGGACCACAAUUGCAAAGCUGGGUGUUCAGUAACGAGAGCGUCUGAAUCCAGGCUGCCAGGAGCUGCGGGUGCCCUGUCUGCCAGUCGGUUGGCCCAGCGAUUCAGGUGGAAAGUACAGAGAUGACCUGACUGCCUGUUCACGCUGGCCUACUAGCUUAUUUUUGUGUAUCAUUCUAAGUUUGUAGAUAACUUUUAUGCCCUAGGCAGACAGUUGGAAAGUUUAUUAAAACGUUUCUAAUAAAAGAUAAAAAUUAUUUGGCAAAAUAAACAACCAGAAAGAUAAUAAAUGAUGGUCCCAGGUGGGUUAAGUUAUUAUAACAAUGAUGUAAAGUGGCUUAAAGAGCAAAGGAGCUCCAUCCCCUGGAUGGAGUCAGUCAGGGACCCAGUCUUCUGGAAGUUUCUGUCACUUAGACACCACACAGCUGACCACAGCUCUGGCUUUACCUUGUGACUUCUGUAAUGUGUCUGAGCCCAGAGAUGAGGGAGGGCCUCUCCUGCCUUGAUAGGUGUCCUUGUCUAGAGGUGGCCUGCAGCCCUCCACUCACAUCCCCUAAGAAUAGCCAUGGGCCAUUCCUGCCUCCAAAGAGGCUAGGACUCUGAAAGAAGGACGUUUGUUUUGAUGGACUUAAUUGCCAUUUCUGCCACAGCUGACUUCUUAAAAUAGGCAUAGGUCAACCUGUGAGACAGCGUGUUUGUACCUGAACACCAUUUCAACACCAGGAAGACAGUGUUACAACAUGCCAGCUGUCCAAGUCAAAGCUCUGUCUGAUGUCGAAGUAAUAGGAACUUCUAGAAGUGACUUAAAACUGCAGUAGUAGAAAGAGUGCUUCCUUGAGCAGUGGAGAUUAUAGGGGGGCUUGGUUUUAGAGUUUCAAAGAGCAGAAAACCCAGACCAGGGUGUGGAGCGAGGGAUAAGCUAGCCUUCAUGGAUGAGAUGAAGAAUAAGUACACCUUCCAUGGCCUGACAUUCUGUCUGCUGCUGGCUGUGACCUCACGCAGUGGUGAAUAAUA
Tupaia belangeri chinensis (Chinese tree shrew) is the source of this 1686-nucleotide messenger RNA. It is a transcript of the gene ZFAND2A, whose product is annotated as zinc finger AN1-type containing 2A. Gene Ontology annotation, molecular function: zinc ion binding. Lineage: Eukaryota; Metazoa; Chordata; Mammalia; Scandentia; Tupaiidae. The record is from RefSeq and is a predicted model, not a curated record. The coding region runs from base 287 to 799 and encodes 170 amino acids. Gene Ontology annotation, cellular component: cytoplasm; endoplasmic reticulum. The transcript is spliced from 7 exons. Gene Ontology annotation, biological process: protein targeting to ER; proteasome-mediated ubiquitin-dependent protein catabolic process.